This is a messenger RNA of Opisthorchis viverrini, 2198 nucleotides long. RefSeq lists its product as hypothetical. Gene Ontology annotation, cellular component: mitochondrion. The transcript has 12 exons. Gene Ontology annotation, molecular function: proline dehydrogenase activity; FAD binding. NCBI's taxonomy places the organism in Eukaryota, Metazoa, Platyhelminthes, Trematoda, Opisthorchiida, Opisthorchiidae. The record is from RefSeq and is a predicted model, not a curated record. The annotation marks the transcript as partial.
GUCGUAUGAUCUAUUUGGCAGUACCCACGCGGCUCAUUGCGCAGUACACGGUGUCCGCCGGUGUGCCCCCUGGCGCUUCCCUAGCGUGCAUUCUGCAGUCACUCCCCGCUCUUUUCCAUGGUUGUUUGGCACGCAAACAGAUGGUUUCUGCGGCUAAACUCCAUCACUUCAUUCUCGCGAAUUUCUGGUGCUGGAUGCCGUCAGAAGAAAAUAGCGCCAUGCUAUUAUUCUCAAGCCACGUCGGCAACAAGUGUAUCGGAUAGCGAUUCUGUGAAUCAGGUCCCAGUCAUCGAAUUCAACAAUCCUAAGGUCGCGCAUGCCUCGAAAACUAACCUGGAGCUACUUCGUGGAAUCAUAGUAUUCGGGAUGUGCAGCAUUUCCCCGCUUGUCAAAUAUAACAAGCAGGUACAGAAUUUACAUGCAUGCGCUAACAGAUUUAGCUCAUGGAACUUAGCCGAAAGGUGUUUGGCAGAUCCAUGUUUCGCCUAUUGAUGCGAGGCACAAUUUACGGCCAUUUCGUUGCUGGAGAAAGCCGUGAACAUAUCGAACCUGUCGUUCGGCGACUAAGAAAGUAUGGUGUCAAGUCAAUCCUUGACUACAGUGUCGAGAAGGAUGUUGGGGAGUCAGAAGCGGUAGAGAAAGCAAGAGGGGGUCUGGAAGAAGUCGUUCGAGGACCUGUCGUACGCCCUGCUGCGGCAACAAAGCAAUACCAAACUAGUCUCCAAUUCGCCAACAGAUCUCAGAAUGUUGUGGCUGCUCGUACUUACUUUUACGAGUCGGAAUACCAGUGUGAUCGGAAUAUGGAAGUGUUCCUGCAGUGUUUAGAUUACGUUUCGGGGUCAACCGAAAAGGAGGGUUUUGCGGCUAUUAAAGUCACUGCAUUGGGUCGCCCUCAGUUGUUGCUUCAAAUGUCGGACUUUUUAGUCCAGAUGAAACGUUUGUUCAAUUUAUUGUUAGCUGCGGAUGAUGGAAAUCUACAAAACCAAACAAGUCAACUCCGUACUCUUGAUGUCAACAACUUCCGACAAAGACUCGAACGACUUGGGGUCAAAAUAUCCUACGAUGAUAACCUGAAGUGGUUUACACUUUUGGAUGUUUCUGGGGAUGGGGUCGUCGACCUGUUGGAUUGGAGCCACCUAAAGUCAUUCGAACAUGAUCUGGCUGCUAUAUUCACUGUGAAGAAUCGAGAGACAGGAAAGCUCGAACAGUUGGUUCCAACCCUAACUCCAGAUGGUUUAGAGCAGAUGAGGAACAUGCUUCGGCGAAUGGAUACGAUUGCAACGUACGCCAAAUCGGUCGGAGUGCGUGUGAUGGUAGAUGCAGAGCAGUCCUAUUUUCAACCGGCAAUCCGUCGCUUAACAAUGGAGAUGAUGAGGUUGUUCAAUAAGGAUGGUGCUGUGAUGUUCAAUACCUACCAAUGCUACCUGAAGGAUGCAUAUGACCUGCUUCAGCAAGAUUUGAACCAUUCCGAAGUCGAAGGGUUUCAUUUCGGCGCCAAGCUUGUUCGAGGAGCUUACAUAGACCAGGAGCGUGCACGUGCUCGCGCGCUGGACUAUGAAGAUCCGAUUUGCCCCACUUACGAUGCUACCACGAAAAUGUACAAGUCUUGUGUACUCGGGGUGUUAGAUGCCAUCAAGCAGCGCCCGCUGGGUCAUGUGUCCGUAAUGAUGGCAACCCAUAACGAGGACAUGGUUCGCUUCGUGCUGGAGAAAAUGAAUGAGUACAGUGUAACGCCAGAGCAACGGCUCAUUUGUUUUGGACAACUCCUCGGGAUGUGUGACCACGUCAGUUUUACUCUCGGUCAGCGAGGAUACUCCGUCUACAAGUAUGUACCAUACGGACCAAUAGAGGAUGUUCUUCCGUACUUAUCCAGACGUGCCCUAGAAAACGGUUCAAUGCUUUCCAAGGCGAAGCUCGAACGCCAAACCAUGUGGAGUGAGCUAAAACGCCGCUUAAAACAGGCGACUGGACAUGUGGAGAUUUCGCGUAACCCUCCUCGUGUCGUCAUCUAUCAAUACUACCUUCAUGGACCUUGUUAUUCAGAAUUUAUAGAGGUUAUUUGGUACACUGAAGAAUUUCAUCUAACGACAUUCCCAUACAAUGCGCUUAUUUUUUUAACUUUACAAGAACCAGGUGGAUGGGAUUUGAGUUUCGAUUAUGCCGUCGAAGUGGAUGGUUGGUGGCUUGGUUCAUUUAGG